Anguilla anguilla (European eel) is the source of this 2989-nucleotide messenger RNA. RefSeq names its product ectonucleoside triphosphate diphosphohydrolase 5a (gene entpd5a). Gene Ontology annotation, molecular function: UDP phosphatase activity; GDP phosphatase activity. The coding region runs from base 1011 to 2309 and encodes 432 amino acids. NCBI's taxonomy places the organism in Eukaryota, Metazoa, Chordata, Actinopteri, Anguilliformes, Anguillidae. Gene Ontology annotation, cellular component: membrane. Gene Ontology annotation, biological process: nucleoside diphosphate catabolic process. The record is from RefSeq and is a predicted model, not a curated record. The transcript is spliced from 13 exons.
UGAUUUUAUUUAUUUCCUUUGACCUUCUUUUAUGACUUAAUCCUGCUUUCUAUGGUGGUCUUCUUUUGUUUAAAACUUGUAAGGGUAUUUCAUGCCUUCACCCCAAAACCCCACUGUAAAUGAGAAAAUGUCUACUUUGCUUUAUAGCAUUCUUUAGGAAACAAAGCAGCAUUAUACACUUUAAUUCCUUUUUAAAUCACUCAUAAUGCAGAACUGUUUAAAUAUCUUGAUUUCUAGUUGCUUUGUAUACAGUUAGGCAAUUCGAUCUUCACAGUAAGAAGUCAUCUCUUCUUAAUUAGCCGGUUCUUGACAUCAUCACCAUUCCAGAAAAUUGAGUCGAAUUUUAGUAAUCUCAGUUAACAUGUCAAAACGAAGAAACAUAUCAGGCAAGUAAUGACAUAGUGAAGCUUUACGAAACAUGCUACCCUGUAAGUUUUAAUUAAAUGAAACCAUAAAAUCUAUUUUGAGACCAAUCCUGUAGUUCCAGUAAGCUAGCCAUUUGAUGUCCUGAUAUAUCCUCUUUUUUUCUUCUUUUUGGGGUAUCCUUGGCUCCAGUUUGCCUAAUUAAGAUUGAAAAGGGGAAAUUGUUGCCAGUUGCAAAAAAAAAAAAAAAAAUUGAAUGCUUCUGGUAGGCAGGUAUUUGAUAUCCAGCUUGUUUGCAAGGGGGAUGUUUAGAGGAAUUGGGAUGGAACGGCACAGGAUUGGUGGACGGCUUUUGUUGGUGUGGCUCCUUGCCAGGCCCUUAUGUCUUUAUAUACAGUAAACAGAUGACCAGACAGUCCUGAGUGCACUUUGGUAUCCACUCUGUGUGUCUUAUUCUCUCUCUCUCUCUUUCUCUUCCUCUCUCUCUCUCUGCUCGUCUCUUUUGUCACUCCUGUAGGCUGGUGCAGGCAGGUUGCAGCUCUCAGCUCCAGUGAUCGAGCCAAAACAAGAAAACGUACUUAGUCCCAGUUCAAAAAUAUUAGAAGCAGAAGUUUUCACAGAGACAGCAUUCCUCUUUGUGCGUAAAGAUGCAUGUGCAGAUAUUCAUCCUGUCGGUGGUGUCCCUGUGGGAUCUGGCGCAGAACUUCCGCGCAGAGGCAACGUUCAACAACCACGAGCAUUCCGCCAACAUGGAAAACCUCCUGCCCAGCGUCGCCCGGCCCAGCAACCGCAGCUACACUUUCUAUGGGAUCAUGUUUGAUGCCGGGAGCACCGGCACGCGUAUCCAUGUCUACACCUUCAUCCAGAAAGAUCCAGCUGAGCUGCCAGUUCUGGACAAUGAAAUGUACCAUGCAGUGAAGCCCGGAUUGUCUGCUUAUGCUGACAAGCCAAAUGUGGGUGGGGACACAAUUAGGCAGCUGCUGAAGUUGGCCAGGAAGACGGUGCCUCGCUCCGAGUGGAAGAAAACCCCAGUGGUCCUGAAAGCCACAGCGGGGCUUCGGCUGCUCCCCGCGGAGAAGGCGAAGGCGCUGCUGGACGAGGUCAAAGAGGUCUUCAACGAGUCCCCAUUUUUAGUACCGAACAACAGUGUAUCCUUAAUGAAUGGAAAAAAUGAAGGAGUCUUGGCUUGGGUAACAGUAAACUUUUUGACAGGACACUUGUAUUCGAAUACAAAAAGGACUGUGGGAAUCUUGGAUUUAGGAGGAGGUUCAACACAGAUCACUUUUCUCCCAAAAUCCAAGAAAACCAUCACUUCUGCCCCACCCACUUACAUUGCUAGGAUGAACAUGUUCAAUGGCACUUAUGAACUGUACACUCACAGCUACCUCGGAAAUGGACUGGUAGCAGCUCGAUUGGCAACCCUCGGAGCUCUUGGUGCUGAUGGAUUAGACUGGAAAGUCUUCACAAGCUCGUGCUUGCCCAAGAAGUUCAGAGAGGACUGGACUUUUGGUGGGCUCACUUACAAAGUCAGUGGGAUCCCAGAUGGUUAUGCAGGGUACAAGCUCUGCUACUACGAGGUCAUGAGGGUUGUCAAGGGGAUUGUGCAUCAGCCGUUCGAGGUGAAGGGGAGCAGCAUUUUCUAUGCCUUCUCUUACUACUAUGACAGAGCCGUGGAGUCAGGUCUCAUUGAUGGCAACCGUGGUGGAGUUGUGGAAGUUAGGGAUUUCAAAAAGAGAGCAAAAGAAGUGUGCAAUAAAAUGACUAAGUACCGUCCCAUCAGCCCCUUCCUGUGUAUGGACAUGACAUAUAUCACCUGCUUGUUAAAGGAGGGCUUUGGCUUCAAGGACAGCACAGUACUUCAGCUCGCUAAGAAGGUGAACAAUGUUGAGACCAGCUGGGCUUUGGGCGCCACGUUCGACUACUUUCGCAACCUGAACAUCCACUGAGGACAGAAAGGGGUCACUGGCAUGGAGGUCAGAGGUCAUCAUUGCCUGGCCUUUGCCUCACCAACACCCAGGCUGCCUCGCACUGCGGUUUCAUGUAAAACAACCCAUCGCCCUCACCUUGCAACUCACAAAUAAUCUCAGAACUGUUGAUAAAGAAAUCACUAUAUUUUUUUAAGAAUGCCAGCUAUUUCUACUGUAUGUUCAGUCCAUGAUAAGUGCGUGAGUUUAUUUUUUUUUACACAAGCGUUUACAUUUAGCUUCUUUUGGGUCUCUAUCCUAAAACUCUGUCCUGGUAAUAUUACUCAUUAUUCAAAUCUUUUAUGGUACUAAGGGAAAAUUCUCACUGUGGUUUUAAAAGGCAAGAUAUGGACAUAAACUGUAAGACCCCAGUUUGUGUUUUUGUUUUGCAGUGAUUUUGUUGUUAUUUUAUUGUAAAAUUAUUUAUUAACCAAAAAGAAAACUUUGAAAAAAUAGUUCCAGAAACAUAAAUAGUAAUGUAUGCUUUGAAGUAGCUCUUGGUAAGGAUUGAUUAGACUAAAACAAAAUUAUAAUAUCUUUCAGAUACACCCCAACUGUUCUUGCUUAUUUCUUCCUGUUUUGCACGUUACACUUUAAUUGCAGAUACUGUACCUAAUGUUGCUUAUCGUCAGCGAAGGAGUUGUACAUAUUAAUUAAUAUUA